This is a messenger RNA of Bursaphelenchus xylophilus (pine wood nematode), 2322 nucleotides long. The record is from the annotation of a GenBank genome assembly. Lineage: Eukaryota; Metazoa; Nematoda; Chromadorea; Rhabditida; Aphelenchoididae.
AUGCCUUCAUUCAGCAAGCUUCUUCAGGCAACUGGCUGCAUUACUUUGGAGAACUCGUGCCAUGAAUUAACUCAUCCCUGGAAUCCCUCAUGCCUCGGGGCAAUCAAAGAGAUUCUCCCUCAUGGUCUUCAAUGUUCUUUUAAAACUUAUGCAACAUUUUAUGGUCUGACCUGUUUGCUAAAAAUAGCAAGAGGAAAGAAAAUACACCGACGAGAAUUGAUCAAGGACAUUUUGAGAUCCACGGUGUUCUUGACUACGAAUUUCUUGGCAUUCGUUUAUGCCUCUUGUUUGUUGAGGUACUGUUUUCAUUUCUAAUUGUAAUGAUGGCUACUGUUUAGGGUUAAAAGUAAUGUUAAAUCUUAUUUCAGAAGGCUUUUUGGCUGUUAUUUUUCCUCAUCCUAUUAUAUCGCAGCCACCAUUGGCUCGUUUCUGGCGAUUAUCCAAGAGACAGAGCGUCGACGGCCCGCUUUGGCUUUGUAUCUGACCAAUUUAGUAAGCUAAAACACUGUAACAAAAGGCAGCCCCGUAUUUUUUUACAGGGUGCGGCAAUUUUUCGGCCGGAUUUGAAUUGGCUAUAACUUUUUUAGUUUUUAUCCGAAUGUUAAAAUUCUUUUUUUCCCUGAAUCCAUAGACAACCCCAUUUUGUUUGAUACCAAAUAUGUUAUAUAUACAGGGACCUAGUUCAUAGUUAUUGGCCUUUCGGUCGUUUUCUCUGCUUUUUCGGCGUGUGUGAAAAUCGCCAGAAAAAAUGACUUUUUUUUAAGAAUUUUGUCGUAAAAAGUUUCAUACAUGUUCAUGCCAUGGAGAAUACCGUUUCCACAAAAAAUCAGCUAUCUCCGCACAAAACUAGCGAAGAUAUAGCCAAAAAGUUUUUCUGUGUGACCACUCAUGUGUCCUCCUGACCGCAACGAAUCGUUGAAUAUCUUGGUCGCCCCUGAAAGGUGCGGGCUGAAACUUUCAGGAAUUGAUGUGUGGCCUAUGUCCGGCCCAUCUGCAAAACUUAAAGAAAAUCUGAGAGUCGCACUAGGGGUAUUUCCAUUGUCAGCUAUGAAAAUUAGAGCUUUUUCUUUGUCUCGCAUGUUUACUGUAGUCUAAUGAACGGGUAUAACAUAUUUGGUAUUAAACAAAAUGGGGUUGUCUAUGGAUUCAGGGAAAAAAAAGAAUUUUAACAUUUGCCCAAAAACUGAAAAAGUUAUGGCCAAUUAAAAUCCGGCCGAAAAAUUGCCGCACCCUGUAAAUUACUAAUUGCAAUGUCCAUUUUCAGGCCUCGGAAUCUGUCUUCUACCAAAUGAAAAAUCGUGGAUAUGUUAAAGAAGUUCCUAACGGCUUAACGAUAAUGUUUUCCAUUGGACUUGGAGUUCUAUCAUAUUUCAAGUCUAAAGGAAUCAAAUCGGAUAUCCACGGGCUAAUCAACUUGACUCAUUCUCUCGGGAACGGAGAGAAGAUUCCGUAUUAUAAAAAGCUACCCGAAGUUAUGAAAAACGCCAUAGAAACAGUUAGAAGUAAACUGUCAAAGGGUGAUAGGUGUAAUCAUCAACAUAGCUGUGCUGCUAAUGUUUUGGAGGUAAGAAAUCGAAACCAUACUUUAGCCUAUUCUAUCUUCUAGUCAUCUGUCGUCAAUUUUGGAUACGGACUCUCUGCUACGGUCAUCAUUGCGUUAAUCAAAAACGUGAACUCCCCCAGAAAGCUUGUCCAAUCUUUGAUGAAAAGUGAAACCUUGUCGUUACCAAUAUUUACCGCGUUAAUGCCUGGUAUAUAUCAUGUAAGUAUGUUCUAACAAAACUUAACAAAAACAAACUUUCAGACAGUAAACUGCCUCUUAAAACGAUUGCCACUCCUCUCCGACACCUUCACAGAAACCGCAGCUGGCCUUGCCUCUGGAGCGGCAAUGCUGGCUUGGCCUAAUCUAACAAUCUCUAUGUAUAUUCUAUGGAAGGCAAUUGAGGUAAGACUUCGUUCUACCUCAUAGACCGUCCCUAAACAUUUAGCGUGUCUAUCAUCUGGCGGCGGACAAAGGCUACGCUCCGAGAUUCAAAUACGGAGAAAUUAUUUUGUAUUCCAUUGUAACCGGCUAUAUUGUGGGCAAUUGUAUAGUUGAACCACAUGCUAUACGAAAAGGCUACUACUUCAAUUUCAUCAGAGGGCUUUCUGAUAAUCAGUAAGUUUUUUGAAGGCUUUUGGACAUGAAAUUUCAUAUUGUUUAGCUUCGACUACGUAGAUCGGAAACUUUUGCUCCCAUUUGGUUUUGAUUCGGAUAAAUUGUAUCGAGAGGGCACAAUCCUGGUAAAACCGAUGUCCAAGAUGACUAACUCGGCAUUUUAG